Messenger RNA from Aspergillus heteromorphus CBS 117.55, 948 nucleotides. RefSeq lists its product as uncharacterized. Bases 110 to 616 code for a protein of 168 amino acids. The transcript has a single exon. The record is from RefSeq and is a predicted model, not a curated record. Lineage: Eukaryota; Fungi; Ascomycota; Eurotiomycetes; Eurotiales; Aspergillaceae.
AGCCUGCAGCGAGCCAGACACCGCGAACGACGCGGCCUUGAUCGUCCCCUGGAACUAGAUAAAGUCGACUCAACUACCACCUACUGAGAUACCCAGACUGAAAAGUCCAAUGGGCCAAGGGGCUCGCAGCCGCUCGGGCUCGCGUACCUCGAUCCGUGGAUACAAACCUAUGCCCGGCUCGACUUCAUGUACGGCCGUCCGAACAAUCCCGCCCCCCUGGCAGGCCUCAACUACCCGACCAUGCCACAAGGCAGUGUGCAUGCGACAUCCGUCCCCUCAAGGGGUCUCGCGACUAGGCCAGCCAAGGCAGGACGGCAAGAUUCCUAUCAUCUACCGCGGUUUGCUGCUUCAUAUUCCCUUGGUUCAUGGUUCAUACAAGUCUAGGAACAAACACCCCGGGCCCAGCCGAGAGGCACGUAAAUCCACGUCCCCUCCGUGCAUAAUCGAAAAAAAAAAAAGAAAAAAGCUCUCCCUUCUCCUGGUGUCCGCCGUCUUAAAAGCAUAUUGGUUGCGGGUUUGCUGUCCUUUCUCCGUGAUUCGAUUCGCAUUGGCAUUUGCAUUGGUCUUGUGCGGAGCGUGUGGCCUCGCCCCUCACGCGGUAGGUAUAUUGAGUUAACUGACAGAGUAUUCUCGCCUGCUUCUACCUUCUGGUCCUUCUGCGUCCGCGCACCCCACACUCAAGAGGAGGUCUUGGGCUCGCCAUAGUACUUGCGCAGGAACGCCUCGACCUCUUUGUAAUCCUCUUUGACCUGCUUCAGGGUCUUCUCGAUGCGCGAAAGCGACGUCUUCUUGUCCGGCUCGUCUGUCGAACCGGUCUCGUCCUUCCCGGCGCCGAAGUGCUGGAUCUUCUCGCAGGCAUCCUUGACCUUGGUGAGGCCCAGCGUGGCGGAUGAACCUUUCAGGUAGUGACCCAAGGACGACAGUUCGGCCAGGUCUUCCUCCUUCCUG